GAGAACUCGACGAAUGAUCGCGUUUCUCGAGAGUUCAUAAAAGCAUCUUUCUCCUUGUGCGGUCGACUGCUCUUACAAAGAUUUUGGCCAAUAAAUUAGACGUGCCGGUGGAUCGACUCGAGGUAGCAAAUGUCACGAUGUAUGAAAAACAGCGUGACACGGACAGUCGUGGUAACGGACAUCUUUUCCAGCGGGAAUCGACGGUAAAGAAAAGCCUGCGGUCGCCGAUGAACGAAGCGGCGAACAACCGAGACACACGUGACAUACGUGCGACGAAUCUCUUCUCGGCAAACGAGAAAAGAUCUCUUCGAGGGAGAAGAAUUAUUCGAGACGCUGAUCGAACUAGAGAUACGAUCUCUAUCCGAGUUUAAAAGCGCAUUAAGAAUUAUUAUUUCCCCAGCUGUGACGUUUUCUGUGUUCGACUCAUUGUCAUUUAAACACUCAAGAUAAAUAGCGAUAAAACUGGCUCGUGCAGAUCUGCGAUCGAGAUGCUCGAUACGAUCUAAUGUAUCGCAUAUCAAUAUCAUAUAAAAGCGAUGACGCGACAGCUUAACGAACCGUUAUUGGAAUCGAUUUUACGACUGAUGAUACCACCUCGCCGGUAUGGCAACGGUUACCGUCGAUUCCUCGAACGCGAGCGACGAACAUCGACGCGCAAUUUAAUUUAUCUCGGCAUUCAAUGAUUCACAUUCAGAGGUUUCCGUCUCUGUCUCGGUCCCUUUCAACUUCGAGAUUCCCGAGCGUUGAUCGUCGCCUUUGAGAAAUAAAUAAAUUCGGCCUAGCGAGAAAGGCUCGCGAGGCAGGUAGCCGGAAACGAUCGAUCGCGAUCUCGCAUCUCGCCGAGGGUGGUCGGUCGGUCGGUGUCUGUUUCGUUUCUGAAUCGCAACCGAGAGUCAUCGAACGUAAUAUCAUCAUUAUACCGCGCCGUCCCACAGAUGCGUCGCCGCGGGGACACGGGUUUUGUGUUGCGGUUACCAACACCCGUUCUACCAAGGGCGGAAAAGAAACGACCGAUGGACCCCCGCGGGUUCGGAUCCUCUACUUUGCUACUUCUGUCGACAACCACCGUGAUCUGUUUCCCGCACAGACUUCCCCCCUUCGAUCCCUACCGUCCCUGCCGGGGCCAUUACCUGUGACGUACGCGAGGUGAACGAGGAUGCGGGACAAAUUGGGGUGUCUCUUCACCAACGAAUUUUACUGGGCUCACGCGAAAUUCGUCCACCGAACAAGGACAGUGUUACAAAGAACGUUUCAGGUUCUUAUCGCUAAUCGAUCAUGUUUGCGUCGUCUAUAAGUAAAUUCGUACAAUCAUCGAAAACAGAGCGUAAUGAGACGCGAUAUGAGAUCACGCACUAAUCUAUUCUACGAAAUUCGUUCGGUUGACAAUCAAAGGCUUCCAACAUAAAAAUUGAGGUCACUUAUCUAAUUUGCGAUACUAAAAGCGUCUAUAUUUAUCGUAUGCGCCAAUUUGUUUUCGAUAUUAUCAAUCACGGUUGCGAUAACUGAACAUGAGAAGAAACUGAAUGAAAAUGUAAUUUUGAGAAAAGGUCGUUGUGUCGUCACGAUCGUAAUCGUAACGGAGCUGUAUUCGCUACGUUAGGAGUCACGAUUAUACCACUGUCUUUCGUUUGACAGUUUCCAAAUUCACGAUUGUUCACGAUCCUCGAUCAUCGUCGCCGUCGUCGCCCGCGAUCAAGAAUUUCGCAACGCGCGGUAGCCUGUAUCAUGCUCGAACCACUGAUCGUACUAACAGUAUUAAAUUGCUUUUUCAUGUUCAGUUCGACGGUGACGACGUGCGCGUUAUGGUGGCAAUACAGGAGUCACCGUUGCUGCUUCAGAAGAGACUCGACGCAGCACAGCGUCAAGCGUAAUUCUUCGAGACCGAAGAGCAACAAUAACGACAAUAACAAUAAUGAUAAUAACGACUCUUUGACCACGAAGAGGUCGGGAAAUUCGAAGCAUGAUCGCGUGAGCGAUCGUAGUAAAUCGAAUUCUACCGUGAACCGCGAGAACGAUGGGCACAGGUGCAGAAGGAACUCGAGGCAGAAGGCGAAAACAGCCAAGUAUCUCGUACACAGCAAGACGCCUAGCGACGAACCACUCUCCUCCUUAGAGAUCGUGGAGAGUUGGGAGCUGGAGGACGGAGCGAGGAUGUCGGAGGCGUCGCAGACAGGGACCGAGACGAAACCGGCAGUGGUAAUGGAGUACUCAACCGUGCAGAAGAUCGUCCAGAUCCUGGACGACGACACGGAUCUGACCGCCACCAAGAUGGUCAUCAAGGACCUCGCAGCCAGGCAGAACGUCGAAGAGAAGAAGGAAUACGUGAUCGUGCGCGAUGAUCCACCUCUGUUCGAGCCUCGAUCUGAAAUCGCGCCGUUGACUCAGGUCCAGUUUGCAGAUUGAAAUUCGUCAAGUCUACCCUUUGUACCUGUACUUCGAUCGAUCUCUAUCACCGGCGUCUCGCGUGUACACGUAAAAUAAAUUUCGAAUGGAACAAACUGUAUUGUAUUUGCAAUUGAAAACAAGAGGGAACUACAACGUUGUUACAAUAAAAAUUUUCUAAUUCCA
Ceratina calcarata is the source of this 2568-nucleotide messenger RNA. Its product is annotated as conserved oligomeric Golgi complex subunit 8. The transcript is spliced from 3 exons. The record is from RefSeq and is a predicted model, not a curated record. Bases 1726 to 2403 code for a protein of 225 amino acids. NCBI's taxonomy places the organism in Eukaryota, Metazoa, Arthropoda, Insecta, Hymenoptera, Apidae.